AUGUUCAGCGCAUUCUUCGGCUCGUCAGAAGUGGUCAAAAAGAAGGCGAAGAAACCGGCCAAAAAGCAUUCCCAGGCGACGACAGCCUCAUCAGCACAGACGUCGACCAGCUCAUCUAUCGAAAGCACCAGCGACAGCGAGAGCGACACUGAUAUAUCUCCUACUCCGACGACCCCUACCACCCAAGUGUCAGAUUCUUCAGAUGCCAGCAGCUUCUUUAGCUCCAGUGGGGUCAGCACUAUGGCUAGCCAAACUUCAUCGUCGGCAGUCACCUCGUCUUCAAAUGGCGCCUCGCUCAGUACAUGGUCAGACUCAAGCGCUCCAGCAAAGCCAAACAUUGUCCAAGGGUUCCUGACCCAACAGCUCAACAACGUCACGGGCGUCCUGAAAGGAAAGAAAUAG
Molecule: messenger RNA, 402 nt
Organism: Cryptococcus amylolentus CBS 6039
Lineage: Eukaryota; Fungi; Basidiomycota; Tremellomycetes; Tremellales; Cryptococcaceae
Exons: 4
Coding region: 1-402 (133 amino acids)
Source: RefSeq, a predicted model, not a curated record